AUGUAUUAUGACCCGCUGGUUGCACUUGUGAAUAUAUUACCCGUAGAAAAGUUAAGCGAUGAGAAUAGUAAAAAGAAAUCAAGGUGGGAAAGAAAUGCAACUAACAAUAUUAUAGAAAAUAAAGUAGUUGUAUCGAACAAGUGGGGGUCUGAAGAUUAUAAACCUUAUCUUCCAUUACCUUUUGUUGAUUUCCCACCAGGUUUAACUCCGGCACAACUAGAUCAAUUUUUGAGAGAACAACGAUAUGAUGAAUUAACAAAAAAAUUAAAUAAAGGGGAAUUAGAAUAUGUAGAUCCAGACAUUCGACCUCCUUCUCCACCUCCUAUAUAUGACAAGAAUGGUAGUAGGAUAAAUACAAGAGAAGCACGAAUAAAAAAUAGUAUGAUAGAAGAACAUCAUAGGUUAAUAGAAUAUUUAUUAAAACAUGUAGAUGGUUUUGUAGCACCUCCUACAUAUAAACCGAUAAAGAAAAUUCGUAAAAUUGAAAUACCUAUAGAUAAAUAUCCAGAAUAUAAUUUUAUGGGUUUAAUUAUUGGUCCGCGUGGUUGUAAUCAUAAACGAUUAGAAGCUGAGAGUGGUGCACAAAUAAGUAUAAGAGGAAAAGGUACAUUAAAAGAAGGUAAAAAAACGGAUCAUCAAACUGAAAUAGAAGCUGCUAUGCCUAAACAUGUACAUAUAGCAGCUGAUACGGAAGAAUGUGUAGAAAAGGCUGUUAGUUUAAUAACACCUUUAUUAGAUCCUUUUCACCCUUUACAUGAAGAAUAUAAAAGAAAAGGAUUGGAACAGUUAGCUCUGGUUAAUGGUAUUAACCUAAAUCAAUUAGAUACACAAAAAUGUUCUAUAUGUAAUUCAAAUACACAUUUAACCUUUGAAUGCCCCGAAAAUAUGAAUAUACAAAAUUUUAAAAAGCCAGAAAUAAAAUGUAAUUUAUGUGGUGAUCAUGGUCAUAUUACUUUAGACUGUAAACUAGCGAAACAGUCAUCAAAUUAUAUUAAUAAAAAUGAUCUAGAGAAUUCCAAUAAUUUAUCACAACCUAUACAUGUACAUUCACCUGCACCUCCCCCACCUCCACCACCUCCUCCAUUAUAUGAUCCAUUAAUAAGUACACCACAAGGAUUUAAUGGAAUGUACAAAAUGGAUAAAAUGAAAAUGGAUUUAGAGUAUGAAAAAAUGAUGAAUGAAUUAAAUAGUGAUCCAAAUAAAGAAAAAAAAAAUGAUGAUAUAUAUAAAAAACCAAACGAAAAUACAGUGGAUAAUAUUGGAAAUACAAAUGAUAUAAUGAAUAUGAAUAAUGAUAAAUAUAAUGUAUCAAAUGAUAGUAAUAUGAUACAAACAAAUAAUAAUAAUAAUAUAAAUAAUAUAUAUAAUAAUCAGAUAAGCGAUAAUAAGGAGUUAUAUAAAAAUGAGAACGAAUAUAAUUUAAAUUAUAUAGAAACAAAUAAUAAUUAUAUGAAUAAUUAUUCUACUAAUAUAAAUAAAUUUAAUCCAUCAAGUCAUCAUAAUAUAAACAAUCCUAAUUUUAUACCACUUCCACAAAAUAAUAAUGAAAAUCAUUUUAAUAACAUGUUAAAUUUUAAUAAUGUGAAUAAUAUACCUCUAACACCUCCUUUACCUAUAUUACCAAAUUUUCUUAAUAUACCAUUUAUUGAUAAUGACCUCAUGGCAAAUCCUCCUUUCGCAUAUCAAGCCAAAGCACCAUUGUCUCUUGACCCAAUAUACAUGCAGAAUUAUGCAAGUUGGGCACAAAUUCCUAUGAAUUAUGCAGAGCAGUUACUAGUAAAUGCGCCCGCACCAGACACAAAUCCUCCUCCGCUACCAUCGGACAGUGUAUGUUUGAAUAAGGAAGAGAAUACAAAUGCAACAUAA
This is a messenger RNA of Plasmodium reichenowi, 1866 nucleotides long. Its product is annotated as transcription or splicing factor-like protein, putative. Lineage: Eukaryota; Apicomplexa; Aconoidasida; Haemosporida; Plasmodiidae. The record is from RefSeq and is a predicted model, not a curated record. Gene Ontology annotation, cellular component: nucleus. Gene Ontology annotation, molecular function: zinc ion binding; mRNA binding. The transcript has 2 exons. The coding region runs from base 1 to 1866 and encodes 621 amino acids. Gene Ontology annotation, biological process: regulation of mRNA splicing, via spliceosome.